AUGGAUAAUUCCAUCUUUCAACAUCUCUUCAUUAUCCUCCUCCUAUUCUUUAUUGCACCAACUUUUGCUCAACAAUCUUUCAGGCCCAAAGCCCUCGUUGUCCCAGUUACAAAAGAUGCCACCACGCUUCAAUACGUCACUCAAAUUAACCAAAGAACCCCACUUGUCCCAGUGAAACUCGUCGUAGAUCUCGGUGGCCGGUUUCUCUGGGUCGAUUGUGAACACAACUACACCUCCUCCACAUACCGCCCCGCAAGGUGCCGCUCCGCCCAGUGCUCACUCGCCGGAGCUAACGGCUGCGGCGAUUGCUUCUCAGCACCCAGGCCGGGCUGCAACAACAACACCUGCGGUCUCACGCCGGACAACACCGUCACACACACCGCCACCGGCGGCGAACUCGCAGAAGACGUCGUGUCCGUCCAAUCCACCAACGGCUUCAACCCGGGACGAAACGUCACCGUUUCACGCUUCCUAUUUUCGUGCGCACCAACUUCGUUAUUAAAAGGGCUUGCUAAUGGAGUCUCAGGCAUGGCUGGCCUCGGCAGAACGAGAAUCGCUUUUCCAUCUCAGUUUGCUUCUGCUUUUAGCUUCCAAAGAAAAUUCGCUAUUUGUCUCUCAUCUUCCACCACUUCAAACGGCGUCGUUUUCUUCGGAGACAGCCCUUACUUUUUCCUUCCUAACGUUAACGCUUCCCAGUUACUCACCUUCACACCACUCUUCAUCAACCCAGUAAGCACAUCCUCUGCUUUCAAUCAGGGAGAGCCUUCAGCUGAGUAUUUCAUUGGUGUGAAAUCCAUCAUGAUCGAUGAAAAGACGGUUCCAAUUAACACGAGUUUGUUAUCCAUAGACAGUAACGGCGUUGGUGGAACCAAGAUUAGUACAGUGAACCCUUACACGGUUUUGGAGGCCUCAAUCUUCAAAGCAGUGACGGAGGCUUUUAUCAAUGCCUCUGCUUCUAGAAACAUCACAAGGGUGGGUCCCGUGGCGCCUUUCGAAGUGUGCUUCAGCAGUGAGAGUGUCGGAGUAACUCGGCUUGGCGCGGCGGUGCCAGCCAUUGAGCUUGUUCUGCAGAACAAGAACGUAAUUUGGAGGAUUUUUGGAGCGAACUCGAUGGUGGAGGUGAACGAUAAAACGCUGUGUCUUGGGUUUGUGAAAGGUGGUGAGAAACCAAGAACCUCAAUAGUGAUUGGUGGGUAUCAGCUGGAGGACAAUCUUGUGCAAUUCGAUUUGGCGAAAUCUAGAUUGGGGUUCAGCUCUUUGCUCUUUGGAAGCCGAACUACGUGUGGAAACUUCAACUUCACCUCCACCGCAUAG
Molecule: messenger RNA, 1314 nt
Organism: Gastrolobium bilobum
Lineage: Eukaryota; Viridiplantae; Streptophyta; Magnoliopsida; Fabales; Fabaceae
Product: probable aspartic proteinase GIP2
Exons: 1
Coding region: 1-1314 (437 amino acids)
Biological process (GO): proteolysis
Molecular function (GO): aspartic-type endopeptidase activity
Source: RefSeq, a predicted model, not a curated record